This is a messenger RNA of Eublepharis macularius, 5398 nucleotides long. RefSeq names its product shroom family member 1 (gene SHROOM1). NCBI's taxonomy places the organism in Eukaryota, Metazoa, Chordata, Lepidosauria, Squamata, Eublepharidae. Gene Ontology annotation, cellular component: apical junction complex; apical plasma membrane; cortical actin cytoskeleton. The record is from RefSeq and is a predicted model, not a curated record. Gene Ontology annotation, biological process: actin filament organization. Bases 130 to 4770 code for a protein of 1546 amino acids. The transcript has 7 exons. Gene Ontology annotation, molecular function: actin filament binding.
AUUUCAGUUUAUAAUGCUGAAGUAUGAUAGUAUCUACCAAAAAGGAUGUUCAUUUUCAGCUGUACGUGCAAGGACUUCUUAAAUCUAUGUCCACUCCUUCCUAAAGGACCUGAAUGACUGAUAGUAGCAAUGAUGUCUUCCUAUGGGAAUGAAUUGUCAAAGUGGAACCUGAAAGUCAGAGGAUCAGAAGAGUUCCAGGAGGCAGAGACCUCACCCAGCUAUGCUAACAAGCUUUCAUCUGAGACCCCUAUUGGUGGCAUGGACCAGUGUUUACACAUCCCUGGGAAAGCAGACUCUGCCUACAGUUCUUUUUCCGGUGGCUCCAAUAUUCCAGAAUGUCAUAUUCCAUUGGGCUACAAUGACCAUGAUACUCUGCCUUUAGAACAGCUCCCAUAUAUGGACUCAGGAUAUGUAAGAGGUGUUUUUAAUCCUUGUGUAAUGCACUCUAAUCUUAAACAUAUAUGUCAAGACAAGCCAAUAGAAAUGAGCAUGCACAACAACAUGGACAAUAACAGGUCAUAUGGAAGCAUUUCUAUACCUGGGACAUUGUACCAACCACCGUCACCUGUGGCAAAGCUUCCACCUCCUCCUCCUCCUCCUCCUCCUCCUCACUCACCAUCCCCACCAGACUGGGCAGAUAGCUCUAAAGCUAGAAGAAAUACAGAUCAAAGUCAUUAUGGAAUUUGCUUUGACUACAGUAUUCAAACAGAGAAGUGCAUGCAAGAAACCAACAAAAUCCUGCCUUCUGACUCCCCAGCAGAUUGUUAUGAUGACUGUUGGCUCUCAAGAUAUAAAAAUAAAAAUAAAGCCAUAGGACUAGAAGACACUUGGUAUCCUGCCAAUCAAUACACCACAAAGAAAAAAGACUCUACAAUUUCCACCACGUCUUCUUUAAAUUUUCAAGACUAUUUAAAGUCUGAUUCUUCGGUCCACACACAGAAGAUUCAUAAUUCAGACCACAAUUAUAACAUUCCUGAGGCAAUGAACUCUAAGUCCUUUCCUUCACCACAUACGAGCCAUAAUGCUGUUAAUGAUACACAAGAGAACAAACAGUAUCUUUAUGCUUGCAGUGUACACAAACCACCCUUCACAGAGACAGAUCUCCCAUGUACCAUGUCAGUAUCCGGUAAACAACAGCUUUGUGGUGUUCUCAAAGCUGACGAGCAUUCAGGUUUGAAUCAGGGGAUAUAUGAGAGUUGGCCAAGCUUAAAGUAUACGGACAGCUCUCUUCCCAGUCUGAGUGCACUAGCAAAAAUUAAGACUUAUGAAGACAAGAAUCACUGCUUCAGUUCUGGGGAAGAAAACAGCAGAAAUGUUGGGCAGCCACUUCUGAAACAGCAACCUAGAAGGCAGAAGGCACCAUCUCAUGGUUUGGAUAUGGCAGAAAUUCAUCAUAGUGAAGUUUGUGAUACAGCCAACACCAUAUCUUAUUGCAAGCAUUAUGAGGACUCUGCAUCCCAAAUUUUCAAUGGAUUUAGGAGAGCAAAGCAAAAUGAAAUUAAUGGUAGCCAUGAUGUUCCGGCAAAGCCCAAACAAGAGGAAAUGCUGACGUCUAAGAAGGCUGAAAGUCUGUCCCAGGAUGACUUUGCCGAUAGAAAGAUAAAUAGAAAAACAACUCCUUUGCUUUACUACCUUUCUGGUGGAAGAAAUACCAACAUUAUGAGUGAUCCAAAUCAGGCUCAGCUACAAGAAGACUUUGAUAUGCGAUCUCCAAGGAGCGACCAUUUAGUUUCUGCAGAACCAAUACCAACAGGCAGUAACAACUGUAUAAAUGAGGCUGCCACCAGCCAGAACACAGGGCUAAUUCUAGGGAGCCCAGCAUCAUCAGCGGAUGAAAAGUUCAAGCAUGACUAUCGUGAAAAACUUAAAGUUGCUCAGAGAAAAGUUCUGAGAGAAACUUCUUUCAAGAGAAAGGAUUUACAGAUGAGCUUGCCCAUUCGGCUAAAGCAGGAGCCUUCCUCAAGGCCGUCCAUUCAGCAUCUCAGAUCUCUGUCAUUAUCGAGUACAAAUGAGGACUCCAAGUUGAUUCCUCCUUCCAAGCCCCUGGAAAACAUCAGUAAAGAGGAAGAGCCUCAAAGACCACAAACUAGUCGAAUUGGGGGAAGGAAAAGGAUCACCAAAGAACAAAAGAAGAUCUCUUAUUCUGAGCCGGAGAAGCUGAAUCAGCUGGAUGACCAGAGAGAUCACAGCAUGGCAUGUAGAAAGAAAAAUGCAAGGUCUAGAUCUGAUGAAUUCAGUGAACAAGAUACUAUGAUCAUCAGCAAUAAAGCUUUGGAAAAUCAAGGUAGGGCUCUUUCGAAAGUAGAACUGAAGCAGAUACAGCACAAUGCGCUUCUUCAGUACAUGGAACGUAAGACUGGACAGCGGCCUGCUACUGCCCAUACUAGUGCCCUGCAAAAGCCCCCUGUGCAAAUGAGGCCCUCGUUCUUGGAGAAGUUUGCAGAGGACAGCAUUUCCAAUUCCAGCAGUGGCAAAAAAUCACAGAAUAUUGAUAGUUCCUGUCCAUUUCUUGAUCUGGAGAGUAAUCUGGAAGUACCCCCUCUCGUCUGUUCUACAGCUUCUAUAGCUCCUGCUUCCAACAGGGGCAGUGUCAGUUCUUCAAUGUCUGAAAAGGUUAAUUGGACAAUGCAAUCCACUGUCAGUGAAGGAAGUUGUGCUGGCAGGUGUGCUUCAACUAAAAGUUUUCUUUACUCAGGUGCUUCUGUUUCCAGCAAAGGCCAUGGAAGAUCUAAAUCAACUCCUUCUCCUAUGCAGGAUUUUUAUACAUCCACAGCCUACCCUGCAUUGUCAUCUCAGAACCACAAAUAUUAUCACAUUUUGCCCAGUGCCCCAUCAGCGGAGGAAUUAGAAGCUAACCCAUCUGACUCUUUUGGGACUGCAAAACAAAACACUCAGAUGGCUGGAAGGAGAGGGAAGUCUAUGGAGGAAACUGGAAGUGCAGAAAUGGUUAGAUUAUCACCACUGAGUCAAAGUACAGAUCAGCUUCACUAUCUGAAAAGCUGGCAUACUUCUUCUGGGCUGAAGCCGGACGAAAACAGCCAAAGGCCAAAUCAUCAAAACAGCAUUCUGCAGAACUGUGAGCCUACAUCUGGACUUCUGCCCAGACAAUUGCAUCCUGAAGGUGUUGCAGGUCUAAAGGGAUCAAAUCCAACUGUCCAUGCACUUGGACAACCUCCUGGCACAACGAAACACAAGAGCACUUUCAUAAGUCUAGGCAAUCCAUCCAUGUGCCGCAUACCCGCACUUUCUGUGGGUAGAUUACAGUCUCAGAGUGUACCCUUGGAGCCUCUGCAUCCUUCAUCAGCUCCUUCUCCUGUUGAGACAGACAAUGAUGUAUUUAAGGAGUCUUUUACCAGUGGCUCAGAAAAGGCCUCAACCCUUCCCUUCCCCUGUAGACAAAGCAAGAAUUCCGUUACAGACAGAACAGUACCAGAACCUGCCUUGACUGUAUCAGUUUUACAAACUUCUAUGGAAGGGAAACAAAUCAAAGAAUAUAAUGCCAGCUUUUAUGUUACUAAGAAAGCAGAAUCUAGUCUUGGAAACAGACUAGAAAAUAGUGAAGAAAAUAUUUCUGCUGAGAAUUCACAGUGUCCAGAGAUGGCGCCUGAAUGUUCUGCUUUUGUCCUCAAAGAAAGAAUUAACAAAGAUUCUCAGCCAAAGAAGGAAAGAAGUAGCCAAUCCCAAAUGUCUAGUGCAUCAGGGAGAAUACAACAGCAACAGUUACAAGUGACCCACACAACAGGAUACUGCUCAGAGGACAUGACAUACUGCACAACUAUAUCCGAUAGCCAAGGAGAUAAAAAUACUGAUCAUCAAUUAGCAAAUGUGGAGCAAACUGAACACGAUCAUAUCUUUCAAGAGCAAGAUACAGCUAUGUCUACAGCACUGUUAAAAUCUCGAGAGGACCAGAGGUGUGAGGACCUUGCUGUUGAGAUUGUUGCUGAAGACAAGUCUCCAGUGGAUAUCCUCAGGCCUCAUCCUAUUAGGAAGACUACUUUAGACCUCAUGGAAGGCCUUUUUCCUGUGAACAUUUCAAUGUCUGACAGAUCCUUUAGAAUAAAGAGGAGAAAUCAGUCUGUCCAAGAAAAUGACCAAAGAAAUGGUGAUAGUGCCCCAGACCUAUCUCAUGAAACUGGGUAUUUUCUUGGACAGAGAGUAGAAGAUCCCACUUUACUAAUAAACCAAAUCCUGAGUAACAGCAGAGAGUGCCUCAAGGACCCAGAAAACAUCACAUUCAAGAAAAGAGAACUUAUUUCCAAAAUCCAGUUGCAGCUGCAGACUCUGAGAGAUGAGAAGGAGCUUAUCCAGUCUGAAACCAAGGAGUAUGCUGCUCAUGGUAAGGAGCUGGAGUCCCUGGUACAAGAUCUCUGCAAGCACAACGAAUAUGAGCGCUAUAUGAUGUUCAUUGGAGAUUUGGAGAAGGUUGUGAGCCUGCUGCUCUGCCUGUCCAGCCGUCUUGCUCGGGUCCAGAAUGCCAUGGGGAAAAUUGAUGAAAAUACAGAUGCUGAAGAAAAGCAGUCACUGAAUGAACGGCACAGCCUCUUGUCCAGACAGCGGGAAGAUGCAAAGGAACUGAAAGAGAAUUUAGAUCGCAGAGAAAGGGUGGUGUCAGGCAUCCUUUCCAAAUACUUAACCGAGAGUCAGCUCCAGGACUACAGGCACUUUAUACAGGCAAAAGCAGCACUAUUGAUUGAACAGAAGGACCUUGAGGAGCAGAUUAAGUUUCUUGAAGAGCAACUGGAGAGGCUGGAGCAGAGUAUUCCUCCUUAAUCCACACCAGCAAUCCACUUGCUUUCCUGAAUGAACCAUUUGUGCUAGAAAUCCUUACAGAACCAUUGCUAAGAGGCAAACAACGCCUCGCUUGAUGAAUUCUCAUAGUCUUCUCAGUGCAGCACUGUUGACAAAGGUUUAAUUGGCCUAGGCACACAUUCUUUGAGAAAAACAACAAAACCUUAAUUGUAGGUAGCAUAUUUUAUCUGGAAAUUACUGUUGCAAUGUGUGUUGCUGUGUUGUUUUACUUUCCUGUCAGUCAGUAUCAUCCCACUUUUUUAAAAAUCCAAAAAAUAUUUUCCUCUUUGUGGGUGGAAAGUGUUAUUUCAUAUGAGAAACGAUGUAGGCAUUUGAAUGUGAGACAGAAAAACAAAAACAUUGUGGCACAAUUCUGCAGACCGUUUAGGAAACUCCUGUUCCAGUGUAGUGCUGCAGGUUGCUCAUAACUGAAGUCUCUCUGAAAUAGCUUUCAAUCCAGCCUAGAGCUAUCUGCAUGCCACGGCUUUUUCUUCUGCGCCUGGACAUUCACCAGACAAUUCCUUGGGGCUAGAAGGACCAGUCCUUCUUUCCUUUCCAACCCAAAAAAUGAUUCUGAAUGUGUGUAAUUAAAAUAUUAGAAAACUUCUCA